Dreissena polymorpha is the source of this 417-nucleotide messenger RNA. RefSeq lists its product as uncharacterized. The transcript has a single exon. Bases 1 to 417 code for a protein of 138 amino acids. The record is from RefSeq and is a predicted model, not a curated record. NCBI's taxonomy places the organism in Eukaryota, Metazoa, Mollusca, Bivalvia, Myida, Dreissenidae.
AUGAGGAACAAUCUGAUUUUUACCGGGAUCGAGGAGGAUAACUCACAGGGUAAUAAAUCUCAGGUCGUAACCGAAAGUAAGUUGAGGGAACACCUCUCAGAAAAGCUCAAGAUUCCCAAGGAAACGGUGGAAGGACUGCGAUUUGAGCGUGUACACCGUACCCCCUCACAACCAGUACGCGGUAAGGUUCGAUCUGUUGUGGCAAAGUUUGUGUUUUUCAAAGAUCGAGAACUAGUUAGGCGCCAGUGGCCCGAGCUUAAGGGCACGAGUUUCAAUGUUUUUGAGCAGUUUCCCCCGGAAGUCCAGGAAAAGCGGCGUCGCCUCAUUCCAAAAAUGAAGGAAGCAAAGCGGGAGGGCAAACGCGCUUGGUUGGCGUACGACACGCUGUUUAUUGAUGGGCAUCCGGUGCAGCAGUAG